Molecule: messenger RNA, 339 nt
Organism: Podospora pseudopauciseta
Lineage: Eukaryota; Fungi; Ascomycota; Sordariomycetes; Sordariales; Podosporaceae
Exons: 3
Coding region: 1-339 (112 amino acids)
Source: RefSeq, a predicted model, not a curated record
AUGUUCACGACUUGGCAUCCCUUGGCCAGUGCACUUACACCAGGUCAACAGCAGGCGCAUAACAUUAACUUCCAGUUCGACAGGCGCCAGCCUUGUGGUUCGUUAGGCCAGCACAACGCACCCGACGCCCGCAUCUCACCCGGGAAGCGGUUCAAAAAGCGGGAGAAGAAGAACAGGCUCGGCGGCUACGAAACGUCGUCGCGUGGGUUCCCCUCUCCUCCUGCCCUCUCGCUCGUCCAUCAAACGACCGAAACACAUCCAGAAGGUGGGGUUGGACCUGCCAGCGAAGCACCUUUUACUCGUUCCAUCGUCGCUGCACGUUGCUGCAUACCUACCUAA